AUGCCCAUCAAGAAGCCAAAGCAGGGCGCAGAUUCGCCAAGACUUGUCGAGCCCUGCCCACCGCCUCCGGGGGCCGGCCCGGUCGGAAGGGAAAGCUCCCACUACAAAGCAGGGGAGAGCAUACACACAGAGGAAAGGAAAGCCCCCACUAAUGAAGAGAGGAGGGUGUUCAGGAAGGGUGACGACAUUCCUAUGGGUGGCUCCCUACAUACAAAAUCUGAUACGACGUUCCUCAAGAUACGAGGACCUACCCAUUAG
Molecule: messenger RNA, 258 nt
Organism: Pyricularia grisea
Lineage: Eukaryota; Fungi; Ascomycota; Sordariomycetes; Magnaporthales; Pyriculariaceae
Exons: 2
Coding region: 1-258 (85 amino acids)
Source: RefSeq, a predicted model, not a curated record